AAAUGACACUCGGCCAUUUUGCAUAAAUUUCGACGGCACACACAAUUAAGCCGAAGAUUUUUAUAAUUUUCCGCUGUAAAAUCACAUAGAAAUUGUGAAAAUUUGUGUAAAUAUAUAGCUCAAGUGGUACUACGUCGAAAUUUUAUGAAUUAAAUAUGGCACGUUAUACUCAACGACCGGAAAAUGCUUUGAAAAGGGCGAACGAAUUCAUUGAAGUGGGUAAACCCUUGCGUGCCUUGGAUACGCUGCAAGAGGUGUUUCGCAAUAAACGUUGGAACUAUGCCUACUCGGAGACGGUUAUUGAACCCCUUAUGUACAAGUACUUGUACUUGUGCGUGGAGCUUAAAAAGUCCCACAUUGCGAAGGAGGGUCUGUUCCAGUAUCGUAACAUGUUCCAGUUGGUGAAUGUCAACUCAUUGGAAAAUGUUAUCCGUGCGUACUUGCGUAUGGCCGAGGAACAUACCGAAGCGGCUCAAGCUCAGUCUUCAGCUGCAGUUGCUGUUCUCGAACUGGAUGAUUUGGACAACAUUGCUACUCCAGAAAGUAUCCUUAUGAGUGCUGUAUGCGGAGAAGAUGCUCAAGAUCGUUCGGAUCGUACCAUCUUGCUGCCAUGGGUAAAAUUCUUGUGGGAAUCUUAUUGUCAAUGUUUGGAAUUGCUACGUAUUAACACCCAUUGCGAAGCCCUGUACCAUGACAUUGCCCGCAUGGCUUUCCAAUUUUGCUUAAAGUACAAUCGCAAGAGUGAAUUCCGUCGUUUGUGCGACAAAUUGCGCAAACAUUUGGAAGAUAUUUGCAAGAGCACCAAUCAAACAACUGGCGUUUCCAUUACUAAAUUGGAGACCCAACAAUUGUGUCUUGAGACCAGAUUAUAUCAACUGGACUGUGCCAUUCAAAUGGAAUUAUGGCAAGAAGCUUACAAGGCUAUUGAGGAUAUCCAUGGCCUUAUGGCUUUGUCUAAGAAGGCUCCACUUCCCAAGACUAUGGCAAAUUAUUAUCAAAAAUUGGCCAUGGUUUUCUCUAAGGCAGGCAAUCAGUUGUUCCAUGCUGCCGCCUUGUUGAAGCUCUUCCAAUUGACUCGGGAAUUGAAGAAGAAUUUGACGAAGGAGGAUAUGCAGCGUAUGGCCUCUCAUGUUUUAAUUGCAACAUUGUCCAUUCCAUUGCCAUCUGCUCAUCCAGAAUUCGAUCGUUUUAUUGAAGCAGAUAAGAGUCCAUUGGAAAAGGCUCAAAAAUUGGCUGUUUUAUUGGGUCUUCAACAGCCUCCCACCAGAGCUUCCCUCCUUAAGGAAGUGGUUCGUUUAAGUGUGCCACAACUUGCUUCCGAAGAAUACCGCAAUUUGUACAACUGGCUUGAAGUUGACUUCAAUCCCCUCAAUUUGUGUCAACGCGUUCAAACUGUUGUGGAUGCCAUUGAAGCUAUACCCGGUGAAAACCCAUUAGUUCCCUAUGUUCGACCAUUAAAGGAUGUCACCAUUAUGCGUUUAAUUCGUCAAAUAUCGCAAGUUUAUGAGAGUAUUGAAUUCUCUCGCCUUUUGAAAUUGGCUCCAUUCAGCAAUAUUUUCGAGUUAGAGAAGUUAUUGGUGGAAUCGGUUCGCCACAAUGAUAUGCAAAUCCGUAUCGACCAUCAAAAACGUUGUAUUUACUUCGGCACCGACUUGACUGAAAGCCAACGCGAAGAUCAUCCUGAUGGCCCAACAUUGCAGUCCAUGCCUUCCGAACAAAUUCGCUCGCAAUUGGUCAACAUGUCCACUGUUUUACAUCGUGCUGUAUCUAUUGUCUAUCCCAACAGGGAACGUGACCAACGUGCUAAAUUACGCACCCAAAUGGUGCAACAUUACCAUGAAAUCAAGGAUCGCGAACACCAACGUAUUUUGCAACGUCAAAAGAUCAUUGAAGACCGCAAGGAAUUCAUCGAAAAGCAAAAUAACGCUCGUGAGGAAGAGGAGGCCCGUCGCUUGGAAGAAGAGGCUCGUAAAGCCAAAUUGGCUGAGCAAAAACGCCUCGAACAAGAAAACGAAGAACGUGAACGCAAACGCCACCAAAACGAAAUCCAAGCUAUUAAGGAGAAGAGCUUAAAGGAAAAGGUUGAGCAAAUUGCUCAAACUGCUCACGGAAAGAAAAUUUUGAAAACUCUUGAUGCUGAGAGUAUUAAGAAGUUGGAUCCUGAGCAAAUUGCAGCUCGUGAAUCUGAAGAAUUGCAGAGAGAACGCAAGGAAUUGCAAAACAAACUUAAAUCUCAAGAAAAGAAGAUCGAUUACUUCGAACGUUGUAAGCGUAUGAAGGAGAUUCCACUCUUCGAAAAGUAUUUGAGUGAAAAAAUGGUUAAGGACAAAGAGUUCUGGGAAGCUCAAGAAGCUACCCGUAUUGAGAAUGCCAUUUUGGAACGCAAAGACGCUGUGGCUCAACAAGAACGAUUGAAACGUAUGCAUCCCGAUCGUGAUGUAUUCUUGGAGACCCUGAAAAAGGAACGCGCAUCCAUUUAUGCCAAGAAGCUUGAGCAAUUCGAAAUUGCUUUGGCUGAAGAGCGCAAGAGGCGUUUGGCUAAACGUGUCGAGCAAAGACGGGAACAACGUCGUCAACAGUGGUUACGUGAAAAAGAGGAGGAGCGUAUGCGUAAGGAAGAAGAAAUUCGUCGUGCCAAGGAAGAAGAAGAGCGAGCUAUUGCAGAAGCCCGUCGUAAGGAAAGAGAAGCCGAAGACGAAAAACGCCGUAUCCAAUAUGAAAAACAACGUGCAAAAGAGGAAGAGGCCGAACGCAGAAUUCAAGAAGAAAGAGAACGCUUGGCUCGUGAAGUGGCUGCCGAAAGAGAACGGGAGAAGCCCGCUGACAAAGGCAGGGAUGUUUGGCGUGCACGAGGUGGAGAUCGUGGUGUUGAACGUGGACCUGAAAGACGUCCGGAACGUGAAGGUGCAUCGGAAGGUGCUUCGGAAUGGCGUCGUGGUGGUCCACCAGCAACUGGUGAUCGCGACCGUGAACGUGAACGUAAGGACGGCGGCGAAACUAAUGAUGGCGGCAGUUCCUGGCGUACACGUCGUGAAGCUGAACAAUCUGCUGCCCCAGCAUCACGUGAUGAUAAAUGGCGUCGUGGUGGACCCACUGAUGAACGUCCACGCGGUGGAGAAUUCCGUCGUGGUGGUGGCGAACGUGAUGAACGUCCUCGUGGUGGUGGUGAAUUCCGUCGUGGAGGAGAUCGCGAUGAUCGUCGUGAUGUCCGCCGUGAUGAAAAUACCACAGGAAAUUGGCGCGAUGCUCCACGUCCCGCUGCUGACCGUGACAAUCGUGAUAAUCGUCGCCCUGGUGGCGAUCGGGACCGUCGUGAACGUUCUGAUCGUGGUGCAGCUGGUGCAAAGGAUUCCGGAAAUUGGCGAACUGAACGUCCUCCAGUCCGCGAAGAAAAAGAGAAGCCUAAGCGCGAGCAACAAGACAAGGAAAACAAGAGCGGAGAUGAUGGCGAAUGGACCAAUGUCAGACGUCGUUAAGGGAAUAAAGAAUACUUCUUAUAUACAUUUGUACUCUUAUCAAAAAUGAUGAUGAACCCCCUCCUGCAUUUUUUUCUAAACACAAAUUUUUAUAUACAAACUACUAAUGCUAAUUUUUAAUCUGUAUUUUAUUUUUUUUUUUUUUUAAUUUUUAAGCGUUAUUAUAACUAUGUUCCCAUUAAUAGAUCCAUAAUGGGAAGACACAUCAGUAAAUAGGGGAUAUUUUUUAUGUGAAGAAUCGGAAAAUCACAUUUUUUCUAAUACCGCUACAGAAGUUUAUUGAUUUCCGUUCGCCGAUAACCGAUGACACGUACUGAAGUAAAAAGUUGCCACAGACACUAUAAAUAACUGCAUAAUCCUCUACAUACAUCAUUACAAAUGUUAACAUCAAACAUAGAAAAAUAUCUGAUAUUCUUAAAAUGUUAUAAAAACAAUUCAAUAUUUAAGCAAAUAUAUUACAGUAUAAUGAAAAUAA
Musca domestica (house fly) is the source of this 3951-nucleotide messenger RNA. RefSeq names its product eukaryotic translation initiation factor 3 subunit A (gene eIF3a). The transcript has 4 exons. The record is from RefSeq and is a predicted model, not a curated record. Bases 156 to 3476 code for a protein of 1106 amino acids. Gene Ontology annotation, cellular component: multi-eIF complex; eukaryotic translation initiation factor 3 complex, eIF3e; eukaryotic translation initiation factor 3 complex, eIF3m. Gene Ontology annotation, molecular function: translation initiation factor activity; mRNA binding. NCBI's taxonomy places the organism in Eukaryota, Metazoa, Arthropoda, Insecta, Diptera, Muscidae. Gene Ontology annotation, biological process: translation reinitiation; formation of cytoplasmic translation initiation complex.